Molecule: messenger RNA, 3915 nt
Organism: Iphiclides podalirius (scarce swallowtail)
Lineage: Eukaryota; Metazoa; Arthropoda; Insecta; Lepidoptera; Papilionidae
Source: the annotation of a GenBank genome assembly
AUGAGUCAUACAGUCGUUAAAUAUCGUCGCAAGUGGCAUAUCGGUGACCUCAAGGUGUCACGUUUGGUGAUACUGCAUGAGGAAGCGGAGGAUGGCAACGCCAUGCCCGACCUGGCGCGGCCGGUGCAGGCCGUGUCGCUGGCGGUCAACAACCUCGUCAAGGUAGGCCACGAGACCAUAGAGUCGUCGGACGACGCGCUCCUGCGCCAAGACAUGCCGGGUGCGCUGCGCCGCGUGGAGGGCGCCGCCACCUUACUUCAGCAGGCCUCGGACAUGCUCCGAGCUGAUCCCUACUCGGGGCCGGCCAGAAAGAAACUGAUCGAGGGUUCCAGAGGCAUCCUGCAAGGCACCUCGGGUCUACUAUUAUGCUUUGACGAGUCGGAAGUCAGGAAGAUCGUAAAGGAAUGCAAAAAGGUUCUGGACUACCUGGGAGUGGCGGAAGUGAUCGACACUAUGGAGGACUUGGUGCAGUUCCUCAGGGACAUCUCGCCGGCGCUGUCCAGAGCGGCCAGGGAGGUGGCCGCACGAGCGGCGGAGCUGACCCACCCGCCCCACGCGGAGACCCUGGCCCGCUGCCUCGAGAGUGUCAAGCAGCUGGCGCCGCUCCUGAUCUGCUCCAUGAAGAUCUACAUCCACAUCCUCGCGGAAGGUGGCAAGGGCAUGGAGGAAGCGGCCGAGAACAGGAACUACCUCGCCCAGCGGAUGGCCGACGAAAUCCACGAGAUAAUACGGGUUUUGCAGCUGACCUCGUACGUGGAAGACGGUGGUGAGAAGGACAACGUGGCAGUGCUGAAGGCCUUGCAGGCGCAGAUGCACGCCAAGAUGGGGGCGGCCUACGAGUUUCUAACUGACGCGUCCGCUCAGCGCAACGGGCCGGGCGAGAGGGCGCUGCGGUCGGUGCUCAACUCGGCCCAGCGGGCGGCCGAGCACCUGGGCCCAGACCUGGCCGACUCGGCCAGACGAGCCCUCAGAUCGGCGGGAAUAAACGCGGACCAUCUGUGCGACGAGAGGCAGCUAGGGCGCGGCAGGGAGCCGAAGGCCCUGAACCUGGCGUCGGACCUUCGCAAGCAGCUGAACGAGGUGGACGGCAUCGUCAACGAGGGGGUGAGGGCGGCGGAGAAGCAAGGCGGCAAGGCCAUACAGGCCAGAUUGGAGACCGCCCACAAAUGGCUUCUGCAUCCCGCUGCGGACCCUCAAACCAGAGCGGAGGGUCAGAAGGCCAUCACCAGCAUUGUCUCUCAGGGGCAGAGGAUCGCCGACGGGCUGCAGGGGCGCGAGAAGGCGGAGGUGCUGCAGCUGUGCGGAGACGUGCAGCGCCUCUCCGAGCGGCUGGCGGAGCUCAGUGCUGGCGGCCGAGCUGGUGGCGACGAGCUCCGCGCCAUCACCAGGGAGCUGUCCGACAAGUUGCACGAGCUGAAGCGCGGCAUGGAGCGGGCGGUGGUGAACAGGGUGGUGGAGGACUUCAUCGACGUGGCCGCGCCCCUCAGGCACUUCACCGACGCUGUUAACGCACCAGAAGAAUUGAUUCUGGUCAUAAUUGUAAGUUAUUACUUGGAAUCGAUCCUUAUUACUGGAACACGUGACGAUGACCCAUUCGCCCCAAUUGUUGUAGUUGAUAGUCAUCCUGCCUCUUGCGCCAGAGGGCACGGCCGGCCGCGAGGCGGCGUUCGGCGAGCGCGCGCGGCGCUGCAGGCGUUCAGCGCGCGCGCGGCGGCCGCGGCGGCCGUGGUGGCGGCCGACAAGCGCCACGACAAGCGCCUGGCCGACCAGCUGGCGCACGGCAAGCGCGAGGUCGAGAAACUUUCACCGCAACUGAUCGCCGCCGGAAAAAUUCGUCUGCACUAUCCCGAUAGUAAGGUGGCUGAAGAGCACUUCAACAACCUGAGGAGCCAGUACGCCGACGCGGUGCUCCGCGUCAGGGACCUCUGCGACCAGGCCGUGGAUCCCCUGGACUUCGUCAGGACAGCAGGCGAGCUGAUGCAGAAGCACACUUAUCUGUGCGAGGACGCGAUUCGUAACAACGACGCGCAAAAGAUGGUCGACAACACCUCCGCUAUUGCCAGGCUGGCGAACCGCGUGCUGCUGGUGGGCGGCGCGGAGCGCGACAACUCGGAGGACGGGGCGUUCGCGGCGGCGCUGGGCGGCGCGCUGCAGCGGCUGCAGGGCUCCAUCGCGCCCGCCGUGCGCCUCGCCAAGCGGCUGGCGCUCGCCGACCGCGCCGCGCUGCCCGCCUGGCGCGCCGCCAACGCAGAGAUAAUGAGCGCCACCGGCGAAGUGGAGGCGGCGUUCGGGCGCCACUCGGCACAACCGCCGCCGGUGGAGGCUCUCCGCGCAAUGCAGCUGCGUGAGACGCCGCCGCCUCGCCCCCCUCCGCCCGCCCCGCCGGCGCCCGCGCCCCCCUCCGUCGCCGCAGCGCCCCCGCGCCCCCCGCCGCCCGACACCGACGACGAGGGCGAGGACAUCUUCCGCCGGCAGCCGCACCCCAGCCAGCCGAUCCUGGUGGCCGCCCACAACCUGCACCACGCAGUACGCGAGUGGUCUUCGAAGGACAACGAGAUCAUCGCGGCCGCCAAGCGCAUGGCCAUCCUCAUGGCGCGGCUUUCGGACCUCGUGCGCUCCGACUCCAAGGGUAGCAAGCGCGAGCUUAUCGCCACCGCGAAAGCCAUCGCGGAGGCCUCUGAGGAGGUCACACGCCUCGCCAAGAAACUGGCGCUGGAGUGCACGGACAAGAGGAUCCGUACCAACUUGCUGCAAGUCUGCGAGAGGAUUCCCACGAUUGGGACACAACUCAAGAUCCUGUCCACGGUGAAGGCUACCAUGCUCGGUGCUCAAGUCGGUUCGCCGGACUACAAAGGAAGCGAAGAGGACCAAGAGGCGACGGAGAUGCUCGUUGGGAAUGCGCAGAAUCUGAUGCAGAGCGUUAAAGAGACAGUGAAGGCAUCGGAGGGGGCCUCCAUAAAGAUUCGAACGGAGCAGGGCGGCUACCGUCUACGCUGGGUGCGCCGCUCGCCCUGCUUAGAGGCUAGAGGUGCCGCGGCCGUGCGCCGCCGCGACGUUGCCGCGCCGCUCAUUCCGCGCGCGGCCGCCAUGUUGUUCAGCGAGAAGCUCGACCUGCGGCUGAUACGGCUGGUGCGCGACAGCCCCGUGCUCUACGACCACAACAAUGCCAAGUACAUGGACUUCAACGCGCGCGAGGUCGCCUGGCAGCGGAUCGGCGACGAGCUCGAGCGGCCCGCUGCCGACUGCAAAGUGAGAUGGAUCAACAUAAGGGACGUGUACCGACGGAUACUGCGCAAGAGCCUAACCGAGCCCGAGCAGCGCACCAGGGUGUACAAGUACGAGAGCGAGCUGGCCUUCAUGAGGUCCUUCUACAAGGACGUUCUGAUACAGAACGGCGACUUCGACUCCGACGGGAAGAGCGUCGAAACGGGCGACGGCGACCGCUUCGACGAUCCCAACAGCGAAGACGACAAGCCGAUUCGGCAGCUUAGAACCAAGAGAUCCGCUAAGUCCGCCAAGAAGAAGAAGAAGAGGAAGAGCUACGAGGAAGCCGAGGGGCCCCUCGGUCAAUCGGUCACUUUCAACGAAGGUGCGCAGUCGGAUUUCGAUGUGUCGGACCCCGUGGACGCUUUCUUAAUGAGCAUUGGCGCCACAUUAAAGACCUUCUCACCGUAUCACCUGAAUCUGGCUAAGAGUAAAAUAUUCGCGGUUGUCCAAGAGCACGAUUUACAGCAGAUAAUGCAGAAAGGACGCGCGGAGUCACACGACACCGCAGCAACUAAUUCGGAGCACGCCGGGUGGACGCGCGCCACGGAGCAGCGACGUUGCCGCUACGUGCACGACGCCUCGGCGUGCAGUUGGCGCGCGACGCGUCCGGAGCGACGUCGUCCCGUCAGCGACGCGUUACGACAAAUU